AUGCGUGAUCUACCAAAGUUGCGGAUCACCGAGGCGGACGAUGUCGAGUCGGGAGUGUCGCUUACGCUGGAGGAUCGCUGUUUGCGGUCUGCCGGCGAUCGGUGCAGUGCGAUUGGCAGCACACCGGAUACGAUCGGCUCAGGCCGAUCGUCAUCGUUUCGGUUCGAUCAACCACAGCGGGCAUCGGGAAGGCGGCCUGGUCCGUUUCGGGCGGGUACCAAGAAGCCACGGAAACGGGCUGUUUUCAAGAACGGCUACUGCAACGUGAGCGCCACGAAGCUACCACAGCAGCAGAUCCGAUUCCUGCAGGACAUCUUUACGACGCUGGUCGAUGCGCAGUGGCGCUGGACGUUGUUAGUGUUUGCGCUCGGGUUCGUCAGUUCGUGGAUGCUGUUUGCCGGGCUCUACUGGCUGAUUGCGUAUGCCCACGGUGACUUCGAGGCGCACCACUUGCCACCGUUUCAAGAGGACAACGGAUGGACACCGUGCAUCACGUCGCUGUACACGUUCACGUCGUGCUUUCUGUUUUCGCUCGAAACGCAGCACACGAUCGGAUACGGAUCGCGCGCCAUGGAGGAGGAGUGCCCGGAAGCGGUGUUCGUGAUGAGCCUGCAGUCGGUGCACGGUGUGAUGGUGCAGGCGUUUCUGGCCGGCAUCAUUUUCGCCAAGAUGACCCGCUCGAAGCGGCGCGCCCAGACGCUGCUGUUCUCGCGCCACGCCGUCGUUGCGCAGCGUGACGGCGAGCUGUGUCUUGCGUUCCAGAUUGGCGAUAUGCGCAAGAGCCACAUCAUCGGGGCGAACAUCCGGGCGCAGUUGCUGCGGCCGAAGGUGACCAGCGAAGGGGACAUGCUGGAACAGUACCACACCGAGCUGGAGCUGACGGUGGACGGCUGCUCGUCGGACGUGUUUCUCAUCUGGCCCCGGAUCGUGGUGCACCGGAUCGACGAGAGGUCCCCGUUUUAUGGGUACUCGGCCGACGACAUCCUGCUGGAGCGAUUCGAGGUGAUCGUGGUGCUGGAGGGAACGAUCGAGUCGACGGGCCAGACCACGCAAGCGCGCACCAGCUACGUCAACACGGAGAUCCUGUGGGGCCAGCGGUUCGAGCCGCUGCUCCUAUACAAUGCGGACAUUCAGGGCUACGAGAUUGAUUUUUCCAAGUUCAACGACACGGCACCGCAGUACACGCCCCGGUGCUCGGCCCGCCAGCUGAAAGGGUGCUUCCAGUCCCCCCUCAAAGGUAUCUGCGCUUCGGCUGAUUCUGAUCGGAAUCCUAUUUUGGGGCAAUCGUGUGACCCUCUGCUGAUGGGGCGUGAACCGAGACUGAACCACAUCGACGAACGUGCCAAUCCGCAGUUCCUGUUUCCCAUGUUUAAUCGACGACUUUCGCGUUCAUCGAGUGCACUGUAGCGGCGGCGGUUUGUGCCCCGGCU
This is a messenger RNA of Anopheles bellator, 1430 nucleotides long. RefSeq names its product G protein-activated inward rectifier potassium channel 3-like. Gene Ontology annotation, cellular component: plasma membrane. Bases 1 to 1407 code for a protein of 468 amino acids. Gene Ontology annotation, molecular function: inward rectifier potassium channel activity. The transcript has 3 exons. Lineage: Eukaryota; Metazoa; Arthropoda; Insecta; Diptera; Culicidae. Gene Ontology annotation, biological process: potassium ion import across plasma membrane; regulation of monoatomic ion transmembrane transport. The record is from RefSeq and is a predicted model, not a curated record.